This is a messenger RNA of Molossus molossus (Pallas's mastiff bat), 2313 nucleotides long. RefSeq names its product polycystin 2 like 1, transient receptor potential cation channel (gene PKD2L1). Gene Ontology annotation, cellular component: membrane. The record is from RefSeq and is a predicted model, not a curated record. NCBI's taxonomy places the organism in Eukaryota, Metazoa, Chordata, Mammalia, Chiroptera, Molossidae. Gene Ontology annotation, molecular function: calcium ion binding; sodium channel activity; calcium-activated potassium channel activity. Gene Ontology annotation, biological process: detection of mechanical stimulus; potassium ion transmembrane transport. The transcript has 15 exons. The coding region runs from base 1 to 2313 and encodes 770 amino acids.
AUGAAUACUCUGGAAAGUUCGGAGGGGCAGGAGCUGGAAAAUGCAGGGAGCGAAGCCUGGGACAACCCUGCCUACAGUGGUCCGCCCUCCCCACAUGAGAUGCUGAGGAUCUGCACCAUCUCCAGUGCGGUGCCCCCCCAGCCCCAGCUCACGAAGCCUGAAGACAGACUCCAGGAGAAGGCACACAGGACCCUGGUGUCCAGCUGUUGCCUCCAGAUUUGCCGAGGCAUCAGAGGACUUUGGGGAACAGCCCUGACUGAGAACACAGCUGAGAACCGGGAACUUUAUAUCAAGACCACCCUGCGGGAGCUUUUGGUGUACAUCGUGUUCCUGGUGGACAUCUGUCUCGUGACCUACGGAAUGACAAGCUCCAGUGCCUAUUACUACACCAAAGUGAUGUCUGAGCUCUUCUUACAUACUCCAUCAGACACCAGCAUCUCCUUCCAGGCCAUCAGCAGCAUGGCAGACUUCUGGGAUUUCGCCCAGGGCCCACUACUGGAUGGUUUAUAUUGGACCAAAUGGUACAACAACCAGAGCCUGGGCCACGGCUCCCAUUCCUUCAUCUACUAUGAGAACCUGCUGCUGGGGGCUCCAAGGCUGCGGCAGCUGAGGGUCCGAAAUGACUCCUGUGUGGUGCAUGAGGACUUCCGCCAGGACAUUUUGAGCUGCUACGCCGUCUAUUCUCCAGACAAGGAAGAGCAGCUUCCCUUUGGGACCCUCAAUGGCACAGCGUGGACAUACCAUUCACAGGAUGAGCUGGGAGGCUCCUCUCACUGGGGCCAGCUCACAAGCUACAGUGGAGGUGGCUACUACCUGGACCUUCCAGUAUCCCGACAGGGCAGUGCAGAGGCCCUCCGGGACCUUCAGGAAGGCCUGUGGCUAGACAGGGCCACUCGGGUGGUCUUCAUUGACUUCUCAGUCUAUAAUGCCAACAUCAAUCUUUUCUGUGUUCUGAGACUGGUGGUGGAAUUUCCAGCUACAGGAGGUGCCAUCCCAUCCUGGCAAAUCCGCAUAGUUAAGCUGAUCCGCUAUGUCAGCAACUGGGACUUCUUUAUCAUUGGCUGUGAGAUCAUCUUCUGCAUCUUCAUCUUCUACUACGUGGUGGAGGAGAUCCUGGAGCUUCAUGUCCACCGACUUCACUAUCUUAGCAACAUCUGGAACAUUCUGGACCUGGUGAUCAUCUUGCUCUCCAUUGUAGCUGUGGGCUUCCAUAUAUUCCGAACUCUUGAGGUGAAUCAGCUGAUGGGGAAGCUCCUGCAGCAACCAGACACAUACGCUGACUUCGAGUUCCUCGCCUUCUGGCAGACACAGUACAACAACAUGAAUGCUGUCAACCUCUUCUUUGCCUGGAUCAAGAUAUUCAAGUACAUCAGCUUCAACAAAACCAUGACCCAGCUCUCCUCCACGCUGGCCCGCUGUGCCAAGGACAUCCUGGGCUUCGCUGUGAUGUUUUUCAUCGUUUUUUUCACCUACGCCCAGCUCGGCUACCUGCUUUUUGGGACCCAAGUGGAAAACUUUAGCACUUUUAUCAAGUGCAUCUUCACUCAGUUCCGGAUCAUCCUUGGGGACUUUGACUACAAUGCCAUCAACAAUGCCAACCGCAUCCUGGGACCUGCCUACUUUGUCACCUACGUCUUUUUCGUCUUCUUCGUGCUUCUGAACAUGUUCCUUGCUAUCAUCAAUGACACAUAUUCAGAGGUCAAGGAGGAGUUGGCUGGACAGAAGGAUGAGCUACAAAUUUCUGACCUCCUGAAACAGGGCUACAACAAGACCCUUCUGAGGCUGCAUCUCAGGAAGGAACAGGUUUCGGAUGUGCAGAAGGUCCUGCAGGGCGGGGAGCAGGAAAUCCAGUUUGAGGAUUUCACUAACACCUUGAGGGAACUGGGGCAUGCAGAGCAUGAGCUCACUGAGCUCACAGCUGCCUUCACCAGGUUUGACCAAGAUGGGAAUUGUGUCCUGGAUGAGAAGGAGCAGGAACAAAUGCAACAGAACCUGGAGAAGGAGAGGGUGGCCCUCAGUGCUGAAAUUGAGAACUUGGGCCAGUCCAUUGUGAGGAGUCCACCAGGCAAGUUUGGUCCAGAGGCUACUGGAGCAGGUGACUGGGUCGCAGGAGAAGAAUUCUACAUGCUCACAAGGAGAGUUCUGCAGCUAGAGACUAUCCUGGAAGCAGUCAUGGCCCAGGUUGAUGCUGUGGGCUCAAAGCUAAAUCUGCUGGAGAGGAAGGGGCAGCUGGAUCCCUCCCCAGGCAUAGUGAGCAAUUGGGAGCACCUGCAGCCAGCCCCAGCUGUGACUCCAGCCCCCUGGGGAGUUUAG